Staurois parvus is the source of this 972-nucleotide messenger RNA. The record is from the annotation of a GenBank genome assembly. NCBI's taxonomy places the organism in Eukaryota, Metazoa, Chordata, Amphibia, Anura, Ranidae.
ACCCUGCAUUCACUAUAUCUGGUUCUCCCCGGACCCUGCAUUCACUAUAUCUGGUCUCCCCGGACCCUGCAUUCACUAUAUCCGGUCUCCCCGGACCCUGCAUUCACUAUAUCUAGUCUCCCCGGACCCUGCAUUCACUAUAUCUGGUCUCCCCGGACCCUGCAUUCACUAUAUCUGGUCUCCCUGGACCCUGCAUUCACUAUAUCUGGUCUCCCAGGACCCUGCAUUCACUAUAUCUGGUCUCCCCGGACCCUGCAUUCACUAUAUCUGGUCUCCCAGGACCCUGCAUUCACUAUAUCUGGUCUCCCAGGACCCUGCAUUCACUAUAUCUGGUCUCCCCGGGCCCUGCAUUCACUAUAUCUGGUCUCCCCGGACCCUGCAUUCACUAUAUCUGGUCUCCCAGGACCCUGCAUUCACUAUAUCUGGUCUCCCCGACCCCGCAUUCACUAUAUCUGGUCUCCCCGGACCCUGCAUUCACUAUAUCUGGUCUCCCCGGACCCCGCAUUCACUAUAUCUGGUCUCCCCGGACCCCGCAUUCACUAUAUCUGGUCUCCCCCGGACCCUGCAUUCACUAUAUCUGGUCUCCCACAGUACACACAACAUGGAAAUGCAAUUAUUGUAGCAAAUGUAAACUGGUAAAUGCCUUUUCUCAACAGCAGUAUAUAGCAGUCUUGUGACUUCCACCAGUGCCCAGCAGAACACUGGUUAAAGCUUGUAGGAGGAGUUUUCAUUCUGCUCUGACUGUCCUAUGAAGCUGCAAAACCCCUGGACAGUGCUAGGUGGUCCUGUGCUGAUCACAUGCACCCUCCCAAAGAAAAAAAAAAAACACUCUCUAGCAAUACACACUAAACUAAGCAUGUGCAGAGUGCCUCCUAGAGCUCUGUACUAUCAGCAGAUGGAUUGGGGGCAGUAGUAGGGGAGGAACAGAGAAGACAGGAUCAAACAGCCUUUUUACACAUUUCGGAGGAUUAA